Messenger RNA from Hemibagrus wyckioides, 3672 nucleotides. RefSeq names its product stabilizer of axonemal microtubules 4 (gene saxo4). The record is from RefSeq and is a predicted model, not a curated record. The coding region runs from base 137 to 1123 and encodes 328 amino acids. NCBI's taxonomy places the organism in Eukaryota, Metazoa, Chordata, Actinopteri, Siluriformes, Bagridae. The transcript has 12 exons. Gene Ontology annotation, molecular function: phosphatase binding.
AUUGUAGUUAUUUAUUAAGUCGUAUGACAUCGUGACGAGGCGUUAGAGUGCUGGUUUCCUUAGUAACAGGGAAGGGCGCUCUCCCGCCGCACGCGCAGCUUAACGCUCCAGGAGGCUUAUUGGUUUUCCUUGAGAGAUGGUUGGACCACUGGAUACAGCCAAGUCUUCUCUGAAAGGCAAAGCAGACAGAUUUAUGUUUAAUUCCUCUCUCAAUCUGCACUGCAGCAGCUACCAACAUGACUAUGGUAAAGAAGGCUUCAGUUCAUGCUUAGGUCAUCACUAUGGGACAGGCUACUCUGCCAAUCUGAAGCCUGCUGUCUACUACAGCCCCAGCCUUGAUUUGCUUGACAACCCUAACCUCGGUGUUUCUCUCUUGGACAGUUUUCAGUCCCAGACUAAGCACCAUUACCAGCCACUGACUGUACCCAGUGGAGCUGAGGCUGUGCCCCGCACAAGAAUCAAGAGCAGAGAAAGUGGAUACCUUCAACUUUACACAUACCCCAGACCUAAAUUAGUAUCAUCGCAGACAGAGUAUAAAUGCAGUUAUAUUCCUCAGAGGCCCACACUCUCAGUGUACCGUAAACAUCAGAUCCUAAGCAAUAACAAGGAGAGUGGAUUUACCGAUGGCAAGAACCUGCAGCACAAUAUACUUGUACCCCAAGACACCACCAGCAUCCACAAUUCAGGAGAAACUAACACAAAGAGCAGCGUAAUGAAGAUGGACUUCGGCCCUUUGGUUUGCCUUCAGGGCAAUGAAGUGUUACCCAAAUUGGUCACUCAUGCUUCUCGAGAGACUGCAUUCACCAGAGACACUAAAGAACUGUCAUCAUUCCCAGAUUCUCAACCCUGUGUGUGUCCUCAUGGCCCCAGAAAGAAGAGCCUGCUGUUUUCUGAGAGAACUAUUGGACGGAAGGAAGGUUCAGGCUUCGUCCUCAACACUCCCAUCCUCAAGACCCUGCCAGACACACCGUAUGACCCACUGCAGUUCCUCUCACAUUAUCACACCAAGUUUUGUAACAAGGCAGGUUUUGGUACGCUUCAGGCAGGCUGGAGUAGAGGAGGGGUUCAGUCAUACAGAGAGAGUGGAUACAGCGGGAGAGACACUGACAGGUUUAAUCUUUGAGGAUAUCAUUCAUCCAAAUAAAUGGACAUCUACUGAGUCAAGUGUAAUAUCUCAUGUUCAUGUUUCUCUUCAUCAUUAUGGUUACCUCACUAUCUUAUAGAGUGUUUUAAUGAGGUCUUAAUGAGGACCUAGUGUAUAUGUGACAGUUGAGGUAUUAAUCAGCUGUUUUCAUAAUUAUGUCACUGUGCGUGUGUGUGUGUGUGUAAGAGAGAGAGAUUAUUGUUGUUUUGGAUUUUAGCAACACAAAUCAUUAGCCUCAGAAAAUUCUUAAUUUUAAAGUUAACAUUUGUCUGUUUCAUAGUGGAAGGUAAUAAACACGUUCCAUACCCUUGAACGUAAAAGUCACAAAUGGCUUCUUAGCUGUGAUUUGAGUUCAAUCGUUGACGUAUUUCCUCUUAAACAGGAAGUCAGAGAGACAUCAGACUGACUGACUUGCGCAUGUAGCCGAUAGCGUUCAAGAUACACAAUACAGCUGACAAAUCCAAACAUAUUUAGUGACCUAGCGAAAUAUGGAGAACAGCAAAGAGUUAACAAGAUACUGUACUUUCUCUAACUGAUGGAGAAGCCUCUGAAGCAUAGAAACAUGGAAUCUUGUUCAUCAAGCUCUAAUGAAGCAAAAUAUGCCAGCAUUGAAUAGCCCCAAGCUGGUAAAACAUCUCUGAAACUUGUGCUGCGACCUUACACAAAUUCCACACUCCUCAAAAACAAAUAAACUCGAACGUUUUUUUUUAACCAGAGGAAAUAGUGUGGGAAGAGUGUGCGGGAGGGCACACAGCCAAAAGAGCAACCAGCCAUGUUUACUGACCAAAAACUACCCCUGGAGUGGAACAUAUAUGGUCCUAGGGAGCAUCUAAUUAUACAAACAUGAAGAUUUACACAAAUAUGAUUGAUUUAUUAAAAUUUAUUGUUUUUCCAGAAAAGGUGAACUAAAAACAAGAAUAUCUCCAAAAUAUAAUAAGACUUGAUGCACCCAUUUUAGUUUCAAAUGCUUUUUAAUGAGAAGGCUAAGAUUUCGGCCUAGAGGUUUCAGCCUCUACUUCCUCCUCUUAUUAAUUCAUCUUCCUCCUCUGUCUUGACAGUAUUAUAAUAGUAGCAAAAAAAAAGUGAAGGUGUAAGUGGUGUACAUGUGAAUCUCUUGCUCAUUUGCUGUCAUGUUUAGAAUGGUAUGUAGCAGACCCAAAGAGAAUGAAGGUACUAUAAACUAGAGACUAGUGUUCUUCAUGAUUAAGCACAGAGGCUGAGUGCACAGUGCAAACCUGCUUUAUGUCAGAGUCUACAACAACGCCACAACCCCACAUCCAAACCAGUCCAACACUAUGCCAAAAUCUGUCAGUGGAAAAAAAAAGAUGUGGACAUAAUCAUUCCAUACUUUGCAUAUUUCAUUUAUUAUGAUAGCAGUAUGUAUUAUAGAAUAUUGCAACUAUACAGCACACACAAGUGCUCCAUAAAAGUUAGCCAAUAAAAACAUUUGUUUUUGUAUGAUAAACUCUCUUGUCUUGCACAGCUCCAUGCUUUGUACUUCCAUUCGUCAUCUCCAGAGCUACACUAUAAGGUCCAAGGUUUGUGGAAACCUGACCAUCACAACCAUAUGUGGUUCUUCCCUGGAUGUUGGAAGCACACUUGUAUAGAAGAUCUAUAUAUGCUAUAUAGAUUAUACUGUAUAUGUAUAUAUACUGUAGCUUAACAAUUUCUCUUCACUGGAACUAUGAGGCCCAGACCCUGUUCCUGCUUGACAGUGACCCUGUGCACAAACUGGAGUGAAACUACACAACCACUGGACACCUUCUGGCCUAAAUUUGAACACUGACUGCCUGACCUCCUACUGAACGCCCAGACCGCCUCACCUGAUACAAGUGUCUAAUCUCACAAAUGCUCUUGUAACUGAAUGAACACAAAUCCACACAGCCACAAUCCAACAUCUAGUGGAAAACGUUUCCAGAUGUGCAGAGACUCUUAUAGCAGCAAAGGUGGGGUUCAACUUCAUAUUAAUGCUUGUGGUGUUGGAAUCACUUUUGACCAUAUAGUGUAUAUAACAUCAGUGAAGACUAGAUGGCUGUCUGCAAUCAGAGAAUUUUACGUCACUGAAAAUGUUAACAUUUUGGAUCUAAUCAGAUACACAGCAUCUUCACAUGCUUGCUACGGAGUCCCCAUCCUACCUGAAGAUCAUCAACAAAGACACAGUGGCAGUUUUUUCUUUCGAACUGGAGUGAGAGGAAAACUUGCAAGUCCAAAUACCUCAGGAUUCAGUAAUGAUGACUCAGAAAGUCAGAGUGAUUUAACAGAUGGUUUCGCUAUAAUUUCAAAAAACAGAGAAAGAGAGAUUGAAAGUCAAGCAUUCAGGAAUAGUGCAUGAUAAAGCAUUUCACUAUGAUUAACCACCAUGAACCACAAGCCAUUUCAGCUCAAAGACUUAAAAAAUUAUAAUAAGGAAUAAGUUCAACAUGUGUACGUUGCCAGAACAGUUGCUGUACUUGGCUCCUGUGUAUUUAAGGAAUGUUAAAAAAAAAAAGAAUGAAAAGGUUACAAAAUUAGCAAUACAUUUCUCCCUU